GGGGGAUCAAAGGCCAGAGUCCAGCGUACGAACAACCCAACUAUUCAGGAUUGAGAACCGACGUUCUGUCCUCUGCUAUGCCUGCCUUCGGUGUCUCUCUGCGCUGAGAUCCGGAGUCUGAUGUACGUCCGUGCCACAGCCCCUUAGGAAUGGAGUGGGCAUUUUGUGUUACUGAGUGCGCCCGGCUCCUGUGUGGCGGGUCGAGAAGGGACCGUAACUAAAAGAACGUUCAGACGGAGCCAAAAGGAAGGCUUUACUGCGGAGGGGUGGGAGCGAGGGACCCGUCGGAGACUUAAUCGCCCUCAGAUGUGGUAACGGUUUUCCCCGGCAACCCUGCCAUUCUUGUUGGGACCUCUUAAUUCACUAAGUGGAUUUCACUGCUUGAGCUACGUGAGGAGCCGAGGUUUGGACACACACAGAGGAGACAGACCUUGGGGGGAAAAACACACAUUCCGAAACCGGCGGUCUGAGUUUCCUUGUCCUCAUUUAUCUACACCCGAGAGAAGAGGGAACAGAAGAGUUUUUGCGGAAUAUCUCCUGAUAUAGCAUGGCCUGCAUGCAGAGUACAGUCUUCUUUUUUGUUACCGUUUUUAUGGUCUGUGUUUCAUCUACUGCAGCAGGAAAUGAAACAGCGCCCCCUGCUGAGUGCGCAGACUUCAACACCACCACCUGGCGGGAGUACCAACAGGGAACAAAGCUGCAGGUGCAGUACCUCCUCCUCACCCGCGAAAACAUGGACUGCGCCACCAUCUUCAACAAGGAGUCCCUCUCUGACCCCCAGGAGCCCUCUCUCUUCAACUCCUCCCUCCCAACAAAAGUCAUCAUCCACGGAUACAGGGCGACAGGCAGUAAGCCCUCCUGGGUGAAGGCUCUGGCCGAGGGUCUGCUCCAUGCGGCCAACGUCAACAUUCUGGUUGUGGACUGGAUCUACGGGGCUUCUUUCGCCUACACCCGGGUGGUGCAGAACUACAAGGAGGUGGCUGUGCAAAUCUCCAUCCUCGUCAACGAACUUGUUAGUCAUGGCAGCAGUCUGGAGUCCUUUCAUUUCAUAGGAGUGAGCCUUGGAGCUCAUGUGUCAGGUUUCGUGGGAACAUUGUUUGGAGGGAAGGUGGGAAGAAUUACAGGCCUGGACCCAGCAGGGCCCAUGUUUAAAGGAGCUGACAUAUACGAUCGGCUCGACCCCACCGACGGCCUCUUUGUAGAGGCCAUCCACACCGACUCUGACUAUUUUGGGAUCUCCAUUCCUGUCGGACAUGUUGAUUUCUUUCUCAAUGGUGGGAUGGAUCAGACUGGCUGUAAACGCUCCAGCUUUGCGUCAGUUCUUGUCUAUUUUCCAGUGUACGGUUAUUUCAUCUGUGACCACAUGAGGGCAGUAUACGUCUACAUCAGUUCGCUGAACAGUUCAUGUCCCCUGAUCGGCUUCCCGUGUCCGAGUUAUGAGCGCUUCCUUGCUGGGCAAUGCACGGACUGUGAAAGAAUCUUCGAGGGCACCUGUCCACGAAUAGGACUCUUGGAGAAGGGCGGGAUCACCGUCUCUCCUUUGCCCCACCAAGAGAAGCUGUUCCUCCAGACGAGCUCCGCGGCGCCCUUCUGCGCGCAUCACUUCCUGCUGGAGCUGGAAGUGUCCCCCUUGAAGAAGAGUGCACAGGUGGAGGUCACCCUGAGGAGUAUGGGCCAGCCCAACAUUCAGCAGAGGCUGAAUCUGCAAAGGGAAGAGAAUAAGUACUGGAGAGUGAUGUCGGCUGAUGAGCCUCUGUGCAAGAUAGAAUCCAUCCAUCUCAAGAACACUGGAUCUUAUUUCUACAGACAGGGAGACAUACACUUUCAAUCUGUCUGCAUCUCUGAGUUUCCCAACACCGGUCAGAAAGAAGCACUCUGUGUGAGGAAUAUCCAGCUGGGCUGGAGCCGUCCAUGGUCCCAUGACUUUGUGCAGCUGUGUGAUAUGGACUGAGAGCUGCUUGUUCCCUUCACAGCACUGAGAGGAAAUGGUCACAUGUAUCCACAAUGCGUGUGUAUCAGUCUACAGCACACCACAAGUAAUUCACACAUAACUAUACAUAUAUCUGUCCACACAACACCACACCACAAAUAAUUUACACGUAACUAUACAUGUAUCUGUCCGCACCGCACCACAAAUAAUUCACACGAAGCUAUACAUGUAUCUAUCCACAGCACACCACAAAUAAUUUACACGUAACUACACAGGCAUACCCCGAAUCCGCGUCCAUGCAUACCAGCCCUUACAUGCAUCGUACAUGCACACAUAUGCACGCACACAUAAACACACGCAUGCAAACAUGCACGCAUACACACAAAUGCACGCAGUCACACACAUGCACACAUAAACGCACAAAUGCACACACGCACGCACGUUCACACUCACAAAACACACAACCACACAAAUACACAUACACACCCACACAAACACACACUCAUACACAUGUGCACACACGUACACAUAGCCAAGCUAAACACUGUACACAAAAAUAUGCCUUUAAAAUGAUAAAUACUGUUGAAUAUAUUUUUCUUCAUGUACCAGAAGCGCUUAACAUUGUCCUGUUGUUGGUCCCUGAAAUUGUCCUGACUCCUGACUUCUCACAUUCAGAUUGACUUCACCACACUUAGGGAUAAUGGGGCUAAAUUGGGCAAACUUUUCUUUUUCAUCCUCUCUGUGCCCUGGACUCUCAUAUGGCAACAAAGUUGGUCAGGGUGAUUAGACCAGGCUGCACUGUAUAACAAUGGCGCAGACAUGAUGUCAUUUUAUCCGAGAGCUUUGUGGAAAAACACUUGUGAGAACAAAUGAUCACAUUGAAAUGUUCUAGCUGAUAUUGCGUUUCUAUAACCAGCGCGUUACAAAUACACGGUGUGUAAAUACAAAAUUCAUGAAACUUGUGGAAUUGUGUCAUUACAUGUAAAGACUUCCUGAACAUUGAUUCAUGCAGACAAAAACCUAUAUACUGUUACGGCUACAUUCUCCAAAACAUUUCUUUACAAUUUCCUUUGUUAAACCCCCGCCCCCCCCC
Molecule: messenger RNA, 3023 nt
Organism: Anguilla rostrata (American eel)
Lineage: Eukaryota; Metazoa; Chordata; Actinopteri; Anguilliformes; Anguillidae
Gene: pla1a
Product: phospholipase A1 member A
Exons: 11
Coding region: 548-1951 (467 amino acids)
Biological process (GO): triglyceride catabolic process; fatty acid biosynthetic process
Molecular function (GO): lipoprotein lipase activity
Source: RefSeq, a predicted model, not a curated record